This is a messenger RNA of Coprinopsis cinerea okayama7#130, 824 nucleotides long. RefSeq lists its product as hypothetical. NCBI's taxonomy places the organism in Eukaryota, Fungi, Basidiomycota, Agaricomycetes, Agaricales, Psathyrellaceae. The transcript is spliced from 4 exons. The record is from RefSeq and is a predicted model, not a curated record. Bases 1 to 708 code for a protein of 235 amino acids.
AUGGCCCUGGAAUCCCUUAGAGGUCUGCUGUGCUGCUGUCGCCAGCAGGCAGAAGAGCCGAUUCACGAAAUACCAGACGAGAACAGUCUCCUGAUACCGCCCAAUUUCGAGCAAAAUACAUAUACAGACAGCUUUCUGGACAACCAGAAGAUACAGGAAAGAUUAGGGACUAUUGUGCGGGCGAAAGAAGGGAAAAUGGUCAAUCUCGGUUCUCACAUACCGUUCAAUCUACACAACCGGACGCUUCUACCCUCAGAUAGGACCAUCUCGCGGUCUAAUUCUGGCUCUUUGGACAUGAUGGGACGCUACCAGUCGUCCUCAGAGCAACAUCUGGACGACGUCCUCUCUCGGCGCCGGUACCUACAAUCCAGCUACGGCCAGCACCACCUAGACUCUCGCUCGCCUUCACCAGCACACCACGACGCCGACAGUUCGCGUUCUAGUCGAUUCAGACUCACAGUAACAGAACAACCGCGGCCCUCACCUAUCCUAAACGUCCGUCUGGUCGGCUACAAUGCACCAACCACUUCUCGGGGAAGGACUAGGGAACGGACGGGACACAGCAACCUUUCAACCACAUCACCGCAGCCUCCUUCUCCAACGAGCAUCACGGAACCCCAACAACCCCCUCCGCAGACCAUUCCAAAGAAAAAACCUGUUGUCGUUCUCGAUGAUGCCUCAUCCAUCGUGAUGAGCUGGGGGGACUAGUGCCAUCUCGGGGGACCUCUUUAUCCAUCCAAAUUCGUUUCAAAGUCAUUAUACCCACUUGUACGCACCCUCUUUUUACAAUGAACCGAACCAAGUGUGUUUAGGGGUCCCCUACG